Adineta ricciae is the source of this 1023-nucleotide messenger RNA. Lineage: Eukaryota; Metazoa; Rotifera; Eurotatoria; Adinetida; Adinetidae. The record is from the annotation of a GenBank genome assembly.
AUGAAUACAACAUUUGAUAGUAACCUAAUUUAUUGGACGGCAUUUGUUAGUAAUAUGAUGGUCAACAUUUCUCAAUACGCUAUGGGUGCUGUUAUAUUUAUAGGAGAUAUUGGAGCAGUACUAAGCUUUGUUACAUUGUAUCAACCAGCAUUACGCAAGAAUUCGUGCGCUCUCUAUUAUCUUGCUUCUAGUGCUACUCAAAUUAUAGAUUUUAACUUUGGUCUUAUGACACGUAUGCUUCAAUAUGGUUACAAUGUUAAUACAGUCAAUUAUGUGCCUUGGUUUUGUAAAAUUCGUUAUUAUCUUUUGUAUGUUUUUGUCGCUAUUCCUCGCUAUUUCAUAAUCUUAGCGUCGAUUGAUCGUUAUUUCGCUAGUUCUCAUGAUGCACUUCGUCGUCAAUGGAGUUCAAAAAAAAUUGCUCAUCGUGUAAUAUUUAUCAAUAUAAUUUUCUGGUUAUUAAUAUAUGUUCAUGUACUUAUCUUCUAUGAAAUACAGCAUGGUGAAUGUUUACCUCGAAAGGGAGCUUAUAAUAUAUUUUUCAGUAUCUACAUAGCAUUCGACAGUGGUAUACUUCCUCCGUUGUUCAUAAUUAUUUUCAGUUUACUUACACUCAGAAAUAUUCGGCAUAUAAAAAACCGUACUAAUCCAAUGAAUGGAGCGAAUGGUGGACAACAUAUUCCGACAACUAUUAUGGCAAAAAAAGAUCUUCAGCUCUUUAAGAUUGCCUUCAAUGAAGCUAUCAUUUUCGUCAUUCUCAGUACAUUGAAUCCAUGUUAUUUUCUUUAUCAAGCAUUUACAAUGAAUACACAAAAAUCACCACUUCGUCUUUUGGUUGAACUGAGUGUUUUUCAUACAAGUUAUGUUUUUCUUCAAUUGGAAUUAGCACUUACAUUUUUCAUUUAUAUCUGGUCAGCUUCAAUAUUUCGACAAGAAUUUCUACGUUUAUUUAAACAUAAAAUUUGUCGACGUCGUAUUGAAGAUCCAAGAAUAGUUACAAACGAAAGACAUCAUGUACUUCAAUAA